UGGCCGCUUCCGCGCUUUUCUUUUUCCCGCGUAUGGAUGCUUCGUGGUACGUGCGCUGUGCUGAAAGAAUAUUCGCUAAAGUGAACACCCAUUGCCAAGAAGGGAGCCACAGCCAACAUGGUACGCAGCCGUAAAUCUACCAAACAGGUCAACAUCGGGCCACUCCUCGUGCGAACGGCGAACGCAUCGGCUGACCCAUUGCAGGCGGCAAUCACCGAGCCAGCUGUCUACGUACGGGAUGGCCUCAGGGUACGAGUGAGCUGCGUCCGUGCCACGGCCGCUCCCAACGACCUUCGGGAGUGGGCCUUUGACCUGGUGUCGCAGAACAUGCGUGAACUCUACGAGUCCAGUCAGUGGGGCUGGAGCGAGAACGCCAAGCGCAAAGAGCUGGGCCACAGGGACGCCUGGUACCUGGUGGCACGCCUGGAAGAAGACGACUCGCCCGUUGGAUUCAUCCACUUUCGUUUUGACAUGGAUGGUGGCAUGUCAGUGCUCUACUGCUACGAGCUGCAACUGGAGUCGCGGGUUCAGCGUCGAGGCCUGGGCUCACACCUGAUGCGCCUCCUCGACCAGUUGGCGGCCCACUUCCGCAUGUGCAAGACCGUCCUCACCGUCUUCAAGAGCAACACGGGUGCCCUGGCCUUCUACCAGAAGGCACUCGGCUAUCGUACCGACGAGACAAGUCCGUCGGGAGACGCAGCCGACUAUGUCAUCCUGAGUCGUCGCACUGGGGUCCCUGCCAAGCGCUGACACAUGUCGCUUGCCUGUCUCAAUCAUCCCUGUACUCCCUGUGUAGGCCUUCAGUGUUCAGGCUUGGACAGGAAAGCCCUCGACCACUGCAUUGAGACAACUGAAACAUCCCACUUGGUUGUCACGAUAUCUGUAUUCUCAAGGUGAAGCAAAUGGUGAUUCGAGUUUGUGGGUGGCUUAUCACUCAGGUCCCAUAGAACUGCACACAAGUAUACGCCAAACCAUUCUUCGGAUAUUUGGCAAGAGAUGCCCGGCUACUGCAAAUGCCUCGCAGCAACCAACUUGUUAGAUCCAUGAAUCGAAACACACCCAUUGUGUAGUUUGCUUUUUGUUUAGCUCAGAAUGUGUGUGGCAUCCUGGUUCGUUUGUGCUCUCACCGAUGCUUUUGAAACGUGAGGGUGCGGUUGGUUCAUAUGUGUUGUCGUCUGCUUUCAUGUGAUUGCUGGCUGUGAAGUGAUCCAACUUGCGUUGUGUGACAAAUAUUUCUGCGAUCAUCCAUCGUGGGAAUCCAACUUAUGACCACGACAGCAUUUCCCCCCAUCUGGUCGCCUUAAAUCACAUCCUCAUUUACAUUCCUGUCAUUGCCACUGUACAUGAUCUCAUCAUCAUGACCAUUUGUUGUUGCUAUGCCUUGAGGUGUCUAGUUUUGGAGUCAAAGCAAGCAAAGACUCCAACAUUCUGUAUAGGGCUCCAUUUCUUACCGAGUGAGAAACUGCAGCAUUUCGUUUCUGCAAGUCUGUUGAAAAAAGCAUAGUCUUCUGGUGAAUGAAUUUGUUUUGUCAUUGGAAACUGCGCUCUUCCUUAAACAAUUUGUUGUGGCCAUCAUUGUUUGAGACACUUCAGUACAGGUCUAGCAAAGCUGUUGGUGCCCUAGAAGAGCUGCUGGAAAGCCCGUGCCUUUCAGCAACUCCAUUUCUUUAACAUCAGUUAAAAAGUGCUAGCACUGAUUAGCUGAACAAUAGUAUUUGGUUACACAAAUAAGCACAAGUGCAAUUAGAUAGAUAGAUAGAUAGAUACUGUUUAUUUCAUAUUGUAGCAUUAGCAUCUCGCUGAAAUGGAGACUGCAUUGCACUGGCAUAAAAAUUGCAACAUGUGGAAUGACCUGUUCCAGUUUGCUAUUUGAGAGCAAGAGUUUCAGACCACACACACUCAUUUGUUUCAGCUGUAGUGACUAUGCACGAGAAAUGCACCACUCGUCAAUUUCAUGAUGGGAGUUAAUUGCCAUGUUUGGCUCUCUUUUUAGUUGCUUUUCCAUUUUCCAGCAUUUUAUGCUACAGCUACAACUAUUAUGUAAAUACAUUGUCUUCCACAAAGACAGCACAGUGCUUUUUUCGUUCAUUGUCAAUAAAAAGACAUCUUUCCAAAAAUGGGACACUGCACUUGUAAGCAACAACUGUUAUCUGUGUACCAUUCAUGUACAGCUUUGAAUGAAGUACCUUUCAUAUAAUAUGCAUGUGUUUUGCCUGCUUUUGUUACUACUGUUGUCAUGAGAAGUGUUGUAGGCGUUAACUGA
Molecule: messenger RNA, 2263 nt
Organism: Rhipicephalus sanguineus (brown dog tick)
Lineage: Eukaryota; Metazoa; Arthropoda; Arachnida; Ixodida; Ixodidae
Gene: Naa40
Product: N-alpha-acetyltransferase 40
Exons: 4
Coding region: 118-750 (210 amino acids)
Cellular component (GO): nucleus
Molecular function (GO): histone H4 acetyltransferase activity; histone H2A acetyltransferase activity; protein N-terminal-serine acetyltransferase activity
Source: RefSeq, a predicted model, not a curated record